Molecule: messenger RNA, 1301 nt
Organism: Parasteatoda tepidariorum (common house spider)
Lineage: Eukaryota; Metazoa; Arthropoda; Arachnida; Araneae; Theridiidae
Source: RefSeq, a predicted model, not a curated record
GUCAACCUUAAACUGGCGGGCUUGGGUGAACAUGUCUACCAAUAGGAAAUGAAUAUCGUUUUCGUUACAAAAAUACAAAUAAAAUAAAAACACAAAACGGAAGUUUAAUAACUAUAUCCGUUGGAUGGAUAUCGGAGUUUCACUUUCGGUCGAUAACCUAUAUUAAGAGGGAGUUGUAAUUAAAUGAAGUUAAGAAAUUAGUUCAACAAGAAUAACUUAAGUUCUUGAAACUUUUCUAAAUAUCCGCAAUUAGUUUUUUGAAGCAAUGACAUUAGAAGUUUUGAAACCGGGAGUUCCGUAUUUGGGAUGCAUUCCAAAAGGUCUUCAAGAUGGAACAAUUGUAGAAAUCAAAGGAACAGUACCAUAUAAUCGUGAGAGGUUUGAAAUAAACUUCCUUGCCGGAAUGGAUACUUCAAACGCUGAUAGACCAUUACAUAUAAGUGUGAGAUUUGACGAAAAUGUAGCUGUUCGUAACACUUUAGUGCGAAGUAGUUGGCAGACAGAAGAGCGUGAAGGAAAAUUUCCUUUUUGUCAAGGGCAAAGUUUCCUUAUGCUGAUUAUCGUGAAGUCACAUUGCUAUACGAUAAAUGUAAAUAAUCAACAUUGUUGGGAUUUCGUCCACAGGAUUCCUUAUUACACAGUAACUGCUCUCCACAUCAAGGGAUCUGUUUCAAUCGAACAAAUUCGUUCCGUUGGCAAUUGUGGAUCCUCUUCACUAACUUGUGAAACUGCCUUUUUUAAUCAUUUCUAUCCGGCAUAUCCAGAACCUGUUUGCCCAGACCUUAGUACUAAUUUUCCAGCUGUAUAUAAUCCGAGUAUACCUUAUGCUUAUCCUUUGUGUGGAGGCCUAAGACCAGGCAUGAUGAUAUACAUUAGUGGUAAACCUACUACGAACCCUAACAAAUUCACAAUCAAUCUUCAGGCCGGUACUUCACCAUAUGCUCCUCCCGAUGUUGCUUUUCACUUCGAUGUCCGUUUCUUCAAUCAAUCAAUUGUAAGAAACACUCGCACCAACAACGCAUGGCAUGACGAAGAAACGCUCUCAGCAUCCUUCCCUUUCAACAGUAUCUGUCAUUUCGAUAUGAUAAUACGUGUCACUGAGAAUAAGUACAUGGUUGCAGUUAAUGGGCAGCACUUCAUCGAGUUCAGGCAUCGCUUGUGGCCACUUUCUCGUUUUGACACUCUAUACAUUGCAAACGAUAUUUCCGUACAAUCCAUUCGAUUUGCAUGAAUGUUAUUUUUUUGUUUUCAUAUGAAGUGUUUUGUAUUGUUUAAGCUUUGUAAAAUUCAUUAUAAAAAUG